This is a messenger RNA of Mycena citricolor, 4405 nucleotides long. NCBI's taxonomy places the organism in Eukaryota, Fungi, Basidiomycota, Agaricomycetes, Agaricales, Mycenaceae. The record is from the annotation of a GenBank genome assembly.
AUGUCAGCUCGCGAACUCAAGACCGUGACCCGACUCUCAUUUCCAGCUGCUUCCAGGCACGAUCCGGACCCAGGUCCCAAGGCUAGUUCGUUGCCUGGCCGUCAAUCUGGCCGCGUGCGGAACGACAGAAUUCCGCCAUCCGAAGCCCGAUCGGAGAAAUCCCAUUCCGCUUCGUUCCUAGGCAGAGAUGAGCACAAGCACGGAAUAAAAGAGGAGGAGAGUGAGAGUUUGAGAGAUCUGACGGGCAUCCGGAAGAGAAAAAAGGCAUUCAAAACGACUGAUGAUCCAGGCUACGAGUCCCCAACGGGGGAGAGGAUUAUACCCUCGCUUAAGAACUUUGAGAACAUGGAACCGGUCCCGAACCUUGCUCACAAAGGCGAGCGAGCCUUCAAUCGAGAGGGCCGAGCGAUAUGCCGUCGACUUCUGGAUUAUGAAUGGAGUGCAGCAGAUAUUGCGCUCGUAUUCUCUGCCUCCCUGAACACCAUAUAUCGAAUCAGCAGCAACAGUCUUUCAACUCCCGACGACAUCAGAAUGGACGACAGCCACAUUGCCGAACGGGCCUUCAAAAUGCGGUUUCCGGCGUUGAAGGAAAGUGGUACCAGUGAUUUCGAGAUCCUGGAGUAUCUGACAUUUUCUCAGCAUCGAUUGGCGGGAGUGAAGCCUGUUCCGCAACGUAUCCAGCAGAGAAACAAGACUCGCAGUCGUCUCGACCAGAGUAGUAGCUCCAUUUCCAAGAGACGGAUGAGACGCGAGGCUGACUCGAGUGACGAGGAAGAGGAACCAAUCCGGCCAAUGCCCAAGCCCAAUGCUGACACUACGUCUUCCUUGGCUCGUAAGAGGUAUCCACCGCAGAGAAGCCACCCUUCAGCCAAGCGCUCUCGCGAAACUUCGCCCAAUCGUUCUAAAAAGGAUCCGCUGGCGGUCUUUCUGGACAAAGCUCCAGGUAUGGACAGUGGCACGGAUCUCGAUGCGCUUCAAUCGGCCGGACUAAGCCUGGAUAUGCUGAAAGCUCUUGCUGACGGAUACUCGAACAACGAGCUGCUCCAAAUCUUUGUUGAUGCGAUGGGGAAAUCAGCCUACGGAAACUCCAUGGUCUUGAGUCCUAUCAAGCUCGCCGCCCUGAAACACGCUGUCGCGAAAUUGCGGACGGACAAGUGAUGCUUGAUUGCUGAUGUGAUGGUGCUCUUGCCUCUUUUGCAUUGUCUUGUAAUUUGAACUCGUCUACAUCCUCACAAUCAUGUUCUGAAUAGUCUUUCCUCGAAAACCGAUUUUGCGGCUUGACAGUCUGGUUCGGAAAUCAAAUUUCGCCGGAAUCGGGUCAUGAUCUGAUUGAUCAUCAGCCUCGGCUUCGUGGCUGGGCCCUCCGAAUCCCACGCCCAGGAUGAUCUAAAUGACCAUUGGUCUACCGACAUUUGCCACUCACACUCAUCAUGUCCACCGACACGCAGCGCCGCACACGCGCGUCUCGAGGGGCAGACCGGGCGUCAUCGUCACCCUCGGCUGAGGUGCAUGUGUCCGCGCACGAAAGCGUUCCCAUGGAGGACAUCUACGAGCCCGCGCUUCCAGGAGGUCUUUAUUCUGGUGUGCGGAUCCUCCCGGAGGAGCAGAGAGCGCCGAAAGAAAGGAGGAGAGUGCAGGUGCGCCGCACAGGGUGCGGCGCGCGCGUGCACGACAAAGCCACUCGGUGUCCGUCUACGCGUGCAAACUCGACGCUCGAGCCUCUCCCGACGAAUCAGACUGUCAGCAAGGAGCUAUGGAGCGUUUCAGCGGGUGGGUUGGCGACCACUGUUCUGCCACUCGACCCCCACUACUUUCCCGCGGACGCCGCUAGUGAGCUCAAUCUAGAUCGGAGAAGCUCUACGUGCGGUUGUGAAGUGCAUGGUGUCGGGUGCAUGAUGUGUGGCAACGCUUUAGGUGCUCUUCGCACGUUUUGCCAUGUACAUGCUCCCCGCGCGGCUCCAAACGGGUAUGUCAUUUGGCCAGGUUCCGUGACAGCGACGGCGAAUGCGCGAGAAGCCCGACCUCAUAUACCGCGUGAAGUGGCUGGUGAAGCGGUGGAUGCACGACUGCCAAGCGCAGAUGGUCGAGAAUUCCGAUUGCCACCCGACCGCGACACGCGGCUCCCUCUGGAUCGAGGCAGCAGCACUUUGCAGGCGCUAUUCCGACCCCCUCAGACCCCCUCCUCCCCUCCUCGACGGGGGUUCCUGAGGGCUCCUCUGCGUGCAAUGGCGGUGUCAGCCACAGACAGCCUGCCUGCAUCAGCUCCAGUCGAAGUUUCGGGAUGGCCGCGACAGCCGGUUCGGCGACAUACUCUACGCACCCAGAGCAGCUUCGAAGCUCAUUUCGGCUCAGGGGAACCAUCCGCUCCGGUUGUGGCUCCAGCAGCUGCGCGCUCUGGCUCGCGCCGCGAUUUGGUUUUCGGAACCGCGUCGCGUUCUGCAGAUGUCGAUGCCGCCAUGUCAGCUGAGGCCCGGCCAUCUCCGGCCACCGGCGCUGGUCCACAGGACAUGCCGCCGCUGUCUGCGGGUCUGUCUGAGGAAGGCGAAGACCGAGGCAUCGACACUGAGGACGGUCUUUGGAUGGAUUCUCCUAGAUCUGCGCAGCCCCGGAUGCUUCUGGAUCCCUACGGUGAUUCGUCCUUCGAACGGAUUCUCCGUGCUGCGCGCAGUCGCAACCCUUCUGGUGCGGGUAGCACUAUCUUGAUGGCGGAUAUCGAUCCAGUCGCGGAAGAAGGGUCCACCGCGGGCCUGCACCGAGUGGGCCCUUGGACAUCAAUUACCAUCGAUGAUCCUAUGUUGCCGGCGCCUGAGCCUGGAAGCUAGCACAUGGAUGUGAUCAUUUGCCCAUCCUUACUAAUGUCGUCCAUUUAGAAAGUCGCCGAUCGAGCUGUUGGAUGAUUCUGCAUUCUCGGAUACGUGAGCAACCACCCUAAGCCUAGUCUUCGUCGGCACUUGCUCGGUGCGAGACUAUCUCGACAUCCUCUCGACAUCCUUGGAAUCGAUCGCCGCUUAGAGUCUAUGAACCUCAAAGAUGCUCCGAUCACGUUUCAAACUUGCCUCGGUGAACGUUUCCGCGCAAGCUCCCACUGGCGGGGAAUAACCCAACAGAUAUGAUUAGAUAACGAUCUGGGGGACGUAGCCUUGGGAUCAGCUGUUGACGUCAACUCAACCAUGGCACUGACGAUGAUUAAAGCUUCAUUCACUCUGAGUCUUGGCACUGUUUGUGCUGUUGCUUCAAGCUGUUGGGAUGCCUCUUUUGGUCGGGCUUCCAUCCGCUGAAAUGAAUCCAAGUAUUGCUUGUGUAGGCGGAUGACAUCGAGAUGACUGUUAGCCUCCCCCAGGCUCAUCCUUGGCAAAUCGCAAGGUGCGCACCAUCGGAUGUGCUGCGCAGACCUCUCACUGCGAGUGGGUGUACUUGACUUUCCUGAUUCGGUUUUGCGGGUUCUCCGGCAAGAUGUCCCUGAAAACAUGCGGAGACACACGCUCGUGUCUAAUCCCAAGCCUAUAUGUGGACGGUGGGAAUGAAAGCUAUUUUCCAUAGGCUUUGGAUGUGGGCUUUAGUGGAGCCAAGCCGGAUACGCCCGAUCUCAGGGCAUGAGAAUCUGGAGGCGAAGUAAAACCGAGUCUUGGCAAAUUCGCGGGGAGUGCUUGGGUGUCUUCGAGAUGGAUCUGCCAGUGGUCAAGGUCGGACAUGUAUAAAGUCCGAAUACAGUGGCGAACUUGAACCCAGGGAAGCCCACACAAAUGGCCUGCUCAAAGUCGCAUACUGUUGUGUCGCGCCUAACGCGGAACAUCCACGCCUCGUCGGCCGCCCGAGCUGCGACGCUCUCCGUCCCCUAGCAGCCUCUGCCCUUUACCAUGCCUCCACCCGGCCUGGACAUCUUCGACGCCCCAGUGCGUCUCAGGCGGCAUGCCCCACUCGCCUCCCCGUCGAUGCAGCCCCUACCCUAUCACCCCACCCCGAGCCGAACCCACCUGUCCACCCCGCAGGUUCUGGUGUUCUCCGGGCCUGCAGGCACGCGGCCGGUCCGCGUGGAAACCCCAUACCACGACGAGAGUGCGGCAGCCCCCAGUCCCAGCCGCGUCGUGAUGUUCGACGGCCCCGCACGCUCGCCUCCGCGAUUAGUCGCUCGGCCCCGCCCGAAUGCGAGUCGGAGGAAGGGCCACUCCGCGGAAUCGAGACUGAAUCUGGUCGCAGUGGGCACUGGAUUGGUCGCUGCCACCGCGAUUGGUGUGGGGAUGGCGGGCUCAUGACAUGUGCCAUCCUCGAUGCAUUCUAUCCUUUGUUUUUUUAUUGGUUCUUGGAGCGAGGCAUACUAUGUACUGAAUUCAACGGUCAAUUGUACAUAUAGACAGUGUGUAUUAGAGUGUAGCAAUGUUUUGAAGAUUUUUGCAUUCAUCUCGGA